UGUAUAGCCCCGAAUCACAACAUACAUCAUCUUAAAGCACUUUACAUAGUAAGGUUUGGACCUUACAAAAUUAUUAAGAAUCCUAAAAAGUUCCCAUAAUAAGCAAACACUUGGAACUGUGGAAUGAAAUACUCCCUCAUUAGGUGGAAGAAACCUCUGAAAUAUUAUCAAAGUUACCAGAAAAUGUUAUGCCGCAUUCUAUUAAACUUUGGAGCUCGUAAUUUCUGACCCCCAUGUCAGAAGCUGCAACUGGGAAACCCCCACAAGUCCGAAUUUCGACAUGGCAAGCUGGAGGAACCUCAUACCCCAGAGUUCGAAAUCCGAGAUGGCCCCUCCUUAUAUCAAGAGUAGUUUUACUGUUUAUAGCACUUCUGUCAUUAAAUGUGUUGUACAUGUAGUGCUAUCCAAUUAAGGUCUGUGGAUGCUUUACUAGAGUAUGAGUAUACGUGAAACGCCACGUUAGUAUGAACUGUUUUUCUAACAAUGGCUGGUUGGCAAAAGUAAACAUUGUUCCUGUGCAAGUGGAACGCUAUCAACUCGGGGUGUUUGGGUGUGACGUCAUCCCAACGGCUGACCUCCCAGGUGUAAAAGAACAGAAAUACUGAGUCUUAACAGGGUCAUAGAAGAGGUGGGCGGGGUCUGUUGCAGGUUGUCGGAUAUUCUGACUUGAAAUUUCCGUGAUCCGACUUCCAAGCGCUCCAAUGCACAGUGAUGGCUCGUGAUGAGACAAUUCAACUGGGACCAGUGCAGUGGGAAAACAAUGCAUGAGGCAAUAGACGCCAUUAUACAGUUUAUUUAUGGUGUUUUUAUACUUGGAAACACAUUCCAAUACAGGAAACAAGAGUCCAACUGAGGGUAGACGGGCCUCAGUGCUACAGUGUCUACGUCUCCAUGAGCGCUGCCAUUGUUGUGUGACAUCAGACAACUGCUGGAAGAUGAAUUCCCCCGAGUUUGAUAUUUGAGUGGCGUUCCAUUUCAUUUUUUCGAGUUGUCUGGAACACAACAUGGGACCGGUCCUUCAUUUAGCCACCAGGGGGCGGUGGAGGCUCUUUGGCUUCACUUUUGGGGGGGGGGGGCUGUCACGUCGUCCAUCUUGAUUCCCAGACCACAGGUUCUCCACUGAACCCUCUCCUCCGAGCUGCCUGACGUCAUGACGGCGCUGACACGUCACACCACGUCUGACAGCAGACAUGACGGGCUCGGUGCUCUCGGCUGUGGAUUGUCCGUGUCACCACGCUCGCAGCCUGGGAUGUGUCUCCACUGUCCCGGUGUGUUGGUGAAGGCGCUGCCUCCAUGUUUGCGGUGCCGGGUUAAAGUCUGGGUGUGUCCCUGCAGCGGCUCGCGCUGCUCCCUCUCCUCGACAUCUUCUUUUUGUUGUUGUUUUUGUUUGUAAGUGUCGCGCGCUGUGGCUCGUGCUGUCAGCCCCGGUCUCGUGCCUGGACGCGCGCAUGCAUCAGAAUGGCUCCGGCGGCUCCAGCGGCUCUGACGGUCUCGGUGGCGGCGGCAGCGGCGGCAGGGAGCGGCAGCAGGCUCCGUCCUUCAGCCCGCUGCCCUCCGCCACGACUCGGGUGAGACGCUUCAUUCAGGAGAGACGCACGCUGCCUCUACCCAGAGUGAUGGUGGUGUUCUCGGCCGCGGGGGACACCGACAAACCCAGCGAUGCCAUGUCCGGCUCGGACUCUGCGGAGGACGAGCUCCGGAAGCCGCCGGCCUCCCCUUCGCCGAGCCGCAGCCUGAGCAAGCCGCUGCGCCCCGCGCUGAGCGCACAGGAGCAGGAGUUUCCAGAGGUCAUCUCUCUGAACGUUGGGGGCAUGUACUUCACCACCCGUCUGUCCACGCUACGGCGAUACGAGGACACGAUGUUGGCUGCCAUGUUCAGCGGGCGUCACUACAUCCCACGUGAUGCUGAGGGACGCUACUUCAUUGAUCGGGAUGGAACGUAUUUUGGGGACAUCCUGAACUUCCUGCGAGAAGGCGAGCUUCCCCACAGGAACCGAGUGCGACCGGUGCACAGGGAAGCUCAGUACUACUCCAUCGGCCCGCUGCUGGACAGCCUGGAGGACAUUCAGCCGCUCACGGGAGAGAAGGUUCGACAAGCGUUCCUCGAUCUGAUGCCCUAUUACAGAGACAAUCUGGAGCGCAUUGUAGAGAUCGCCAAACUGAGGGCCAUGCAAAAAAAGGCACGUUUUGCCAAGUUGAAGAUCUGUGUCUACAAGGAGGAGAUGCCCAUCACGCCGUACGAGCGUCCUCUUUUUAACUCUCUGCGCUUUGAGCGCUCGGACAGCGAGGCCAAGCUCUUUGAGCAUCACUGCGAGGUGGAUGUCUCCUUCGGACCAUGGGAGGCAGUGGCGGACGUUUACGACCUGCUGCAUUGCAUCGUCAGUGACCUGGCCGAGCGGGGCAUCACUGCCGAGCAGCAGUGCAUCGGUGUCUGCGACAAGCACCUUAUCAAUCACUACUACUGCAAGAGGCCCAUCUAUGAGUUCAAGAUCACGUGGUGGUGAAGGAGGGAGGCACUCGUGGCCGAUUGAACCAAAAUGGAUGUUACAUUUCUUUCUAUAACUCGGCCGAUAUUGGUUUUUGUAUCAAAGCGCCAAUAUUUUUUGCUGAUGUCUUUAAAAUGUGACCCUUUAAAUCACAUUCUAAUUUUUAAAUAUUCAGUUUCCCCCCAAUUUAUUUUUUAUUUCUGUCUCAUCAAAGUUUAAAUCACAAUGAAGCAAAAAAGAAAUACACAUGGUUCAGUUAAGUUGGAACAUGUAGCUGAAACUUAUGGAGCAACACAAACCUUCAGCCUCUAAAAUUCUCAUAUAAUUGAAUCAAAACUUCACUAAAACAGUUUCAACAAAACCAAACUGAUUUAAGUGGAUGUAAAUACCAACACUUCCACUGAGAUCCAGGCCAAUGCUAAACAGUACUAUUACUUUAAACUGAAUAUCCCGAUGUUGCUGACGUAUGCAUUUUGAUUUCCUCCACCCGAGUCUGCACUAGACGAGUUCAGGCACAUGUUUUUGCAUUGCAGGGAGCCUAGCACAGUCCCAGUAGUUACAUGCAAGCUGACGACCCAAUGGCAAAAAAUACGCCCCCAAGUCACAGCUACUGUAUGUGUGAAUGAAAGGAGGAUCACUAUUCAGCUUCUGUAGACAGUUGUGUUGAUUCAAACUGAAGUGAAUUUGUCAAAAAACACGAAACAUGUAGAUGUUGACAGUUUUUUGUGCAUCUCACGUACCAGAUUUACUUUUAUUGAAAUCAAUACAACUGUCUACUCCAGAGAUGUCAUAAGUGAGAGAGACGCUGCUGUAUGGAUAAGCCUAAAACCACCUAAAGCCAUGUUUUAUGACAUAUCGUGCACCUGUAUCAAGGUGCCAGAUGUCUGCUUUACGAAGGCCAAAUGGGAUCAAGCCCAUCGUGUUGGUGCAUACUGCAGGGACGAGAAACAGUUCAAAUGUUUCCAACCAGUCAUAGAAUGGCUUAGUGCUAACACAUGUCUGACAAUAGAAAAAUCAUAUAAAAGUUUGGCUGUAAGUGCCAUAGUUUUCCACACUGAAUGUCGAGCAGUGCUGUGGCUAAAUAAGUGUAGACACUGAUGAAGAAUCGAAGCUGUCGCUGGCAUCUUGCUUUGCAGCAAAUGUGAACAAGGUAACAGUCUGAAUGUGCAAAAACAAUCUAAAUCCUGAGAUGAUUGUCGCAUCAGGAGGUAACAUAAUUGACCUAUUUUAAAAGCCAAUCAUAAAUGUGUUUAUCUUGUUGCCAUUGUUAAAAUUAGUAUCGUUAUCAUCUCCCACUUUCAUUUAUUCAUAAUUGAAUUAUCAGUUGCUUUGCCCUGAUGUGGAUUGAUAUGUGGUCGCAUCGAACAUUUCCAGUAAAUAUUAUAAAGUCAAGUAUAGUAUUUUUAGGACUAAUGUUUGUUUCAGUAUACAGAUGAGUAACUGUGGACCUGUUCCUUUUGGAAAAACAGUAUAUUUUAUUUAUGCAACCUCCUGAGGAGUGUUUUUUUUUACGAUUUAAAAGAGGUUGGGUGGUGUCUGUUUUUCUCAGAACAGUCAUCACAUUUGACGUGGUUAUGUAGAAUCACUCAGUUGUAGAGAGUUGGAGAUUGAAGGAAGACAAAUUUAAGGAAGCUGAAUUUGUUGCACACUAAUGAAAAUAAGCAGUUGUAGCUGAAAUAUACAAGCGAGAAUCUUAAAUCAAACAACUUAAGUAGUUAUUUAAUGUCAACUUCCGCUUGCAACAUUACAUACACAAGUUAAGUUAAAUGGGUAUUUCCUACCGUACUUGAUGAUGAAGUCUGAGCACCUUGUGUUUGUCACCGAGAUGUUUUUGUGUUUACCUCAAACCGCUCUGUAGUUAUUAACUGUAGAGUGGAACAGCAUCGACAUCAGUUCAUUUAUUCUUCACUAAGAAAGAACAUGCAGUUUGGAGCACUAGGUUUGAAUGUUUUUUAUAUUGUUCUAACAUAUAUUUUCUGUUAGCUUCUAGGAAGCUAUAGAUCUAUUGUUCUCUAUGUGUUCAGUUAGUUUGUAGUGAAAAAGCAAAGUGUGAUUUUUAUUUAUCUAAAAUUAAAAAUUACUGUUAAAAGGUGAAUGUGUCCCCAUCUCUUUAUGAAAAUACUGCUUGAAAAAAAGCAUUGACAAGAACAGGUAGACAUAAUAACUGAAUGGAUAAGAGUCGAUUUGUUAUGCAGGUCCAGCACAUGAAUCAUGAAAUCUGAAACAUCUAGAUUUCACUGUUUGCAGCUGUUUGGUGAUAAUCAGCUCAUUGGUCUGUGUGAACUCUGAACACAGCAACAUACAGUCACUUGAACUAUUUAUUAAAUACGUCGCAUUAGGAUGAAAUGCAUAAAAAACUGUACUUGGUGAGGGUGACCACAGUAAAACUUGAACCUGCUUAAAUUCAGCAUGUUAGCAUUGCCACUGCGAGUGUGUUGCCUCUUGCCUGCUUUGUAAUUGACUGAAUGACUGACUGACUGAAUGACUGAAUGACUGUCUGACUGGUGACAUGAUAAGACGUGAAUAUUGAGGAUAGCUCCCAGCUUCAGCACCAUGGUCAGCUCUUUAUUAGCAGUUACUGUAUUU
Messenger RNA from Paralichthys olivaceus (Japanese flounder), 5072 nucleotides. RefSeq names its product potassium channel tetramerization domain containing 7 (gene kctd7). Gene Ontology annotation, biological process: membrane hyperpolarization; protein homooligomerization; positive regulation of transporter activity. Lineage: Eukaryota; Metazoa; Chordata; Actinopteri; Pleuronectiformes; Paralichthyidae. The record is from RefSeq and is a predicted model, not a curated record. Gene Ontology annotation, cellular component: plasma membrane. Gene Ontology annotation, molecular function: protein binding.